AUGAGGGAAUUCCCGUCUUGCUUCGGGGAGAGCGGAGUGCAGGUGGCCGACUCCUCCGGCGGCGGCGCCACCGGCAAGCACGGCCAGAACCUGGUCACCUGCGUCUACCGGACGCCCCCCGCGGGCCGCCGGCGGCGGCCCUGUUCCAUCACCGUCGCCUGGAGCAAGACGAUGACGGGGAGGAGCUUCAGCCUGCAGAUCGAGGAUACCGCCGCCGGCGACUGUCUCUGGAAGAUCGACAUCAAACCCUGGCUCUUCUCCGGGAAGAAGGGCUCCAAGAGUACGGCGGCGGAGGACGGUAAGAUCGAGCUCUUCUGGGACCUCUCCGCCGCCAAGUUCGCCGGCGGCGGGCCGGAGCCGCUGUCGGGGUUCUACCUCGCCGUCGUGUUCGACGCGGAGAUGGCGCUGCUGCUCGGCGACCGGAACAAGGAGGCCUACCGGAGGACCGGCGGCGCCACCCCCACCAGCGGUGCCGCCGCCUGCGUCUGGAAGAAGGAGCACCUCUUCGGGAAGAGGGUCUUCUCCACCGCCGCCCGCUUCUCGGCGGCGGGGCAGCCCCACGAGAUCGCCAUCGAGUGCGACGCAGCGGCGGCGCAGCCGCCUGUGGGGGGGCCGUCGCUGGAGAUCAGAAUCGACCGCCGGAGGGCGGUGGAGGUGAAGAGGCUGGCCUGGAAGUUCAGAGGGAACCAGACAAUCCUCGUCGAUGGCGUCCCCGUGGAGGUCUUCUGGGAUGUCCACCGGUGGCUCUUCGGAGGGGGCGCUCCGGCCAACGCCGUCUUCAUGUUCCAAUCCUCCACCGCCGGUGCCGCAGAGAAGCCCUCGCCGUUGCCGGAGAAGAAGCCCCGCGCCGCCGCUUUUUCUCUGGUCCUCCAUGCUUGGAGGACCGAGUAG
This is a messenger RNA of Spirodela intermedia, 891 nucleotides long. Lineage: Eukaryota; Viridiplantae; Streptophyta; Magnoliopsida; Alismatales; Araceae. The record is from the annotation of a GenBank genome assembly.